This is a messenger RNA of Arachis ipaensis, 1510 nucleotides long. RefSeq lists its product as uncharacterized. Lineage: Eukaryota; Viridiplantae; Streptophyta; Magnoliopsida; Fabales; Fabaceae. The record is from RefSeq and is a predicted model, not a curated record.
CCUAUCCUAACACUCUUCCCACCCUUUGUAUUCACCCUGAAAAGAAAAGCCCUAAAAACCCUUUUCGAAAGAACCAGGUACUCCGUGACCCCAGCAAUCCGAAGAACAUUGCCGGUGCUCCCUGUUCCGGCAUACUAACCAUACCCCUUUUUAAUUCACAAACCCUAACCUAACACCCACCACACUCCCCUCCUUUCCCCUCACAACAGCACCGCAGCCCCACUCCCCCUUUUCCCCUCUCCAGCGCACACAACACAAUACACACACGCACCACCGCACCCACGCGGAAUAGGAGACCUCGAGGAAGGAGACGCCGCCUUGUUACCAGCUCCGUCGAAGACCAGCCCGCUGCCACUGUCGAGUCAAACCCGAGAAAGAGAGUGUGUGCGACGAUGAGAGAGGAGGAGCCGUCACCAAACGCGUCGCCGCCGCUGGAGGUGCUUCGCUCUUCGCCGUCGCCGAGGAGGGGAAAGAGGAGCUGCUCCCAUCGCGCCAGUCACCGUCGUGCUUCCUGGUUGCCGAUGAAGGAGCCGCGAGAACUGUUGCCGUCGUGGAGGAGGGGGACGCGCGAGAGGGAGCCGUCAGUGUGGUCGCCGUCGCAGCUGUUGAGUAAAUCUUCGUGCUUUUUCAGUAAAUCUUCCAUCAUCAUUUAACUGAAGCCAUCUUACGAAAUUUUACUAACAGCAAGUUCAAAAUGGGUCUACUAAUUUUCAUUGAAUGUUAUGUGCUGUCUGAAUUUAUGUUUUAUUGUUGAAUUUUUUAUAGUUCUCAGGAAAUCCAAGGAAAUCAAGUUCUGGGUUGAUUCUGUUCUGGUUCAGUAAGAUGAGUUCUCAGGAAAAGUCUCUGACUUUGGGUGGAAAUGAACAACAACAUGUUGAUGCUGAUGCUGAUGCUGAUGCAGCAGCUUCUUGCAGAAGAACAGUUUCUCUGCCAGCUCAAAAGUUUCUACUAUUGCAGAAGAACAGUUGGAGAUCUACAUGGAGAUCUUAAGCAGGCUAGAUAUGCACUUCAAAUGGCUGGUGUAUUGAUCUCUGAUGGUCAAGACUUAUGGACUGGUGGAGAAAUGGUGUUGAUUCAAGUUGGAGAUAUACUAGAUCGAGAUGAAGAAGAAAUUGCUAUCUUGUCCUUGUUGCGAUCAUUGGAUAAACAGGCAAAGGCAAAAGGUGGAGCUGUGUUUCAGGUCCUUCUUAGAGGCCCAAAGAACUUCAGGGAAGCUGUGAAACACUUGGGUCUGCUUCUGGUGUUCUUUACAGCUAUAUCAAGCCUUAUGUACGAUCUAAGGGAAGGAAGUUUGAGAAGGUUAGAGGAAGGAAGAAUAGCAAAAGACUUGGGGUUUAAGUUGUAUUAUUUCUGUAUUUUUCUUCAAUUUUUAGUUUUGGAAUUUGAAUUCGAGAUUUAUUUUGUAUUUGAGUAUUAGUUUUUUAAUGUAUAAAACAAUUAUAGCAAAAAUUAUAUAUGUCACUAAUUACUGUUUGAUUUGUCUUGUUAUAAAAAUUGCAUAUUAUAUUUA